Messenger RNA from Dichomitus squalens LYAD-421 SS1, 471 nucleotides. RefSeq lists its product as uncharacterized. Bases 1 to 471 code for a protein of 156 amino acids. Lineage: Eukaryota; Fungi; Basidiomycota; Agaricomycetes; Polyporales; Polyporaceae. The transcript has a single exon. The record is from RefSeq and is a predicted model, not a curated record.
AUGGGAAGCUCUAGUACGUCCAACUCGGAAACUACGAAGAUCCUACAAUACCUUCCUCUUCAUCCCCGCUUCUCGCUCUUCUUCUCUACAUUCACGACUGUUUCUGGACUCUAUAUCUUUGAUCUUACAUUCGGGAACUUCAACGAUCUUGCCAGAAUGAUAAACUCCCUUCCGGCAUUGCGAAGACUUGUUUGCAACGGUGUGCGGUGCGUGACCCUCGGCCCUCUGCCAUUCAACAUGAAACCGCGAGCCGAUAGGGUCCAUGCUCCUGGAAAGCCAUUUGCAUCAAACCUGGGCGAGCCGUCCCUGGUAUGUACUCAGCGAUAUGCAUGGCACGCAUCUAAUACCGUUCAUCUAGGUUCACAUGGACAUACACUGCGUCCAAAGACUGGUAUCUGCAUGUGGGCCACGUCUCAGGGGAUUGACAGUAGCCAUGCCCUUCUUUCACCACACAGAGAUGGUCCUGCCUAG